AUGCCACUCCCAUAUUGGACAAUCGGCUGCAUAUACGGUGCUACCUCCGUAACUUUUGGAGCCUUCGGUGCUCAUGGCCUGAAGAAACAUAUCACCGAUCCGUCCAAAAUCGCCAGCUGGAGCACAGCAGCUCAUUACCAACUCAUCCACUCCGGCGUUCUCCUCCUGACAACUGCGGUCGCUCCGAAGAAUACUCUCGCGGCCGGUUUAUUGGUAGCGGGUAUGACGAUGUUCAGUGGCAGCAUUUACCUACUUGUAUUAGAUCCGCAGCGAUUCAAGGUCUUGGGACCUGCUACACCACUGGGCGGACUGUGUUUGAUUGGAGGAUGGGUUGCGAUGGCAUUUGGAAGGAGAAUCCCAUUCCCGCGGUGA
This is a messenger RNA of Lachnellula hyalina, 372 nucleotides long. Its product is annotated as UPF0382 membrane protein. The coding region runs from base 1 to 372 and encodes 123 amino acids. The transcript is spliced from 2 exons. The record is from RefSeq and is a predicted model, not a curated record. Lineage: Eukaryota; Fungi; Ascomycota; Leotiomycetes; Helotiales; Lachnaceae.